Molecule: messenger RNA, 2845 nt
Organism: Aspergillus welwitschiae
Lineage: Eukaryota; Fungi; Ascomycota; Eurotiomycetes; Eurotiales; Aspergillaceae
Product: tRNA ligase
Exons: 2
Coding region: 280-2745 (821 amino acids)
Biological process (GO): tRNA splicing, via endonucleolytic cleavage and ligation
Cellular component (GO): nuclear inner membrane
Molecular function (GO): ATP binding; RNA ligase (ATP) activity; phosphoric diester hydrolase activity
Source: RefSeq, a predicted model, not a curated record
UUUCAAAAGGAUCGCUGCCCCGCAUCAUCGAUAAGAAACUCCUACUUUUGGACCCCGAACGAGGCUGACGGUGACUCAACUUUCCCCAGUCAUUUCUCGUCGCGCAAGGCUUGUUAAAAUCUAGGGGCAAUUACUCCCUGGCCUUGUCGACAACACACCGCGCGUGCCUUCUGCCCCCCCCACCUCCUCCCGCAUCCCGACCUUUUCUCUUCUUUCCGGUGCAACGCACGAAUAUCAGUAAUUGCUUGGAUUCAAUACGCGCGGAUUUGACGGAUCGCAAUGGUGCAGCAGGACGAGCGGGAAGUCGCCGAGCUGGUCACCAGCCUGGAGGCUGCCAGCAGGAAAGGCACAGCUCACGGGAAGAAGUCGGGGUUCAAGUGCAAGAAAUCUACCUUCGACGUUGAAAAAGCAGACAAAAUCCAGGUGCAUUCGUGGAAGUUCAUGGACUGGGAUUAUAAACGCGACGAUCUGCCGACCUAUGCGCGAGGGCUGUUUACCACUCAGAGGAAGGAUGGCACCCAGGAGAUUGCGGUUCGCGGAUACGACAAGUUCUUUAACGUGGACGAGGUGAAUGACACAAAGUGGAGGAACAUCGAGAUGAAUACUAGGGGUCCCUACGAGCUCAGUGUGAAGGAGAACGGAUGUAUCAUUUUCAUUUCUGGUCUUGAGGAUGGCACCUUGUUGGUCUGCAGCAAGCAUUCCACGGGUGUUCGGUCUGAUACAAACCUCAGCCAUGCUCAAGCUGGUGAACGCUGGGUCGAGCGACAUGUCAGUUCUGUUGGAAGAAAUGUAAAGGACUUGGCACGAGAGCUUCGCAGACUCAAUGUCACCGCAGUAGGCGAGCUCUGUGACGACACCUUCGAGGAGCAUGUCCUUGCUUACGACGAAAGCGCUUCGGGCAUCUAUCUGCAUGGACUCAACUUCAACGUGCCCCAAUUUGCCACGCAGCCUAGCUCGGAGGUACACAAGUUUGCGGAUGCAUGGGGAUUUAAGAAGGCCAAUUUUGUCGUGUAUGAAGACCUCGACCAGGUCAAGAAAUUCCUCGACAAUUGCGCCGAAACAGGCACCUGGGAUGGCCGGGAGACCGAGGGGUUUGUGGUCCGAUGCCACAUGGGCGAUAGAGGACGUCCCCCCUACCGGGAUUGGUUCUUCAAGUACAAGUUCGAAGAGCCCUACUUGAUGUACAGGCAAUGGCGGGAGUGCACGAAGGCAGUCAUUGCAGGAAAGGUUCCUAACAUCAAGAAGCACAAGAAGAUCACUGAGGAGUAUCUCCAUUACGCGCGAAGACAGCUCGCUAAAACCCCUGGUCUCGCACAACAGUACCAGCAAAACCACGGCAUCAUCUCUUUGAGAGAGGGUUUCUUGCAAGAGAGAGGCCUCAACGGAUCUGAGAUCAUCCAAAUGGAGUCUGACGAAGCCGGCGAUGUGACACACGACGUAAUUCUUGUCCCCGUUGCUUCCCUGGGCUGCGGCAAGACGACAGUGGCUUUGGCUCUUUGCAAAUUGUUUGGAUGGGGACAGGUCCAGAACGAUAACAUUCCGAAACAGAAGAACAAGCCAAAGAAAUUCUCCUUGGACAUUACAAACCUCCUUGCCCAACAUCCUGUGGUGAUAGCAGACCGGAACAACCACAUGCGACGCGAACGGCAGCAACUUAUAGACGAUGUGUCGGUUGUGAUUUCCAAAGCUCGCUAUGUCGCACUCCAGUACGUCCACGAACCUAAAGGACAAUUACUUCCUGGCAUCCGUGAGGUAACGCGGAGACGAGUCCUUGACCGUGGAGACAACCACCAGACCAUCCGGGCGGGAAGCAAGAAUCCGGAGGAGGUCAUCGGAAUCAUGGAAGGUUUCCUGAACCGGUUCGAGGCUGUUGACACCGACCGUGAGCCAGACUGCUACUUCGACCAAGUAAUUGACCUGGAUGUUGGUGCUUCCUCCCGGGAGAAUCUGGAGACAGUGGUGAAAGCGUUACAUUCAUUCUAUCCCAAGCUCGUGAAAGAAGUUCCGACAGCAGAGCAACUGGAUGACGCCAUCGACUGGUCGAUGAACGAAUACCAAGUGCAGCUGGAUUGGAGCCAUCAAUACGGAUCCCAGAAACCGAAGAACAAGAACAAGAACCAGAAUCAGAAUCCCGGCAGCCCUGCACCCACAGCCGGUCCCACCCCCGAAGACCUGGCCAAGAAGAUCGAGUAUUUCAACAUCUCCCUACCCGCUGCAGAGGUGAAAAGUAUCCUCGAAUCUUUGUUCCCUCCGUCUACAUCCCCCGAAAAAGCACGUCUCUACAGACAGCUCAUCAACAGCAGACGCGUGCAGCCCGCCUUCCAUGUGACGUUGAUCCACCGCGCCUCGAAAAAGGAACACCCCGGUAUCUGGGACGAAUACGUCCGCCAGUACGUCGAGAAAAUGAAGAGCAAGCCCGAGUCUGAUCCCACUAUCACCCCGACGUUGGCUCCGGCUCGCGUACGUCUUGAGCGUCUCAUAUGGGACAACCGUCUCAUGGCAUUUGUAGCACGGAUAUUCCCCCCAGAUGAUCAGAACUUAGCAGAAUGGCCGUGCGCAAACGAAAUACCCCAUGUCACUGUGGGAACUGCGUCUCCCGAUGUGAAGCCAAAAGAGAGCAACGAUCUGUUGAAGUGGUGGCAUGAAGUUGGCUCGGGAGGAGAAACGGGGCUUUGGGAAGCCGAGAUCCCAGGCGUGAAGGUCGUACAGGGAACAGUAGGUGUGGUGAUGAGUCGAGGCAAAUAAGUUAAUGACUGAUGACGACGAGUCAUGAGUGAUGAUUGCAAAGGAAAAGUACAUAGUAGUUAGUUAUCAUAGACAUGAAAGUCGCCUAGUUUGGCACCAU